Molecule: messenger RNA, 2755 nt
Organism: Rhinolophus ferrumequinum (greater horseshoe bat)
Lineage: Eukaryota; Metazoa; Chordata; Mammalia; Chiroptera; Rhinolophidae
Gene: ZBTB49
Product: zinc finger and BTB domain containing 49
Exons: 8
Coding region: 146-2425 (759 amino acids)
Biological process (GO): regulation of transcription by RNA polymerase II
Cellular component (GO): nucleus
Molecular function (GO): protein binding; RNA polymerase II cis-regulatory region sequence-specific DNA binding; DNA-binding transcription factor activity, RNA polymerase II-specific
Source: RefSeq, a predicted model, not a curated record
CGGCUGCACCGCCCGGCGGAAGUGACGGCAGCGGAAGCCGGAGGGCGGGUCCGGCCGGCCGAGGGGGCGUUGUCGCGAUGGUUCCGCGUCCCCCGGAGCCCGGCGAGCGGCGCGGAGGGCGUCGCGGUCUCCUGGAUGGUUGAGCAUGGACCCCGUGGCCACCCACAGCUGCCACCUCCUCCAGCAACUGCACGAGCAGCGGAUUCAGGGCCUGCUCUGUGACUGCAUGCUGGUGGUGAAGGGCGUCUGCUUUAAAGCGCAUAAGAAUGUUCUGGCAGCGUUCAGUCAGUAUUUCAGGAGCCUCUUUCAGAAUUCGUCAGGUCAGAAGAAUGAUGUUUUUCACUUGGAUAUUAGAAAUGUAAGCGGGAUUGGGCAGAUCCUGGACUUCAUGUACACGUCUCAUCUGGACCUCACCCAGGACAAUAUACAAGUCAUGCUGGACACAGCACAGUGUCUGCAGGUUCAAAAUGUUCUGAAUCUGUGUCACACGUUUUUAAAAUCAACCACUGGGGAACAGCCACCUGGCAUGCCUUGUCAUAACAGUCCGUUCUCCCUGCAAAGCGCCCUGACUCCUGACACUAACUGUGUUAUAAAUGAAAACUACUCCCCUCAUUUACUGCAAGAGUGUUCGGCAGAUGUCCAGCACGGGAAGGUCUUGGAUGAGUCACACUGUCAGUCUCCACCGUCAGGUAACCUUCAUCAGCCGCCAGGUGAAGCAUCCAAACAAACCCCUGAUACUUUAGACGGCAGCUGCACAGAGCCACCUUUCAGACAGCCAAGUUACUACUACAAACUGCGGAACUUGUACAGUAAGCAGCACUAUAAAGCAGCCACUUGUCCCACUCAGGAGAGAAGAACUGAACAGCCUUUCACCUUCAGCACCUCCACAGACCUCACCGCCAUGGAAAACCAGCCUUGUGCCGUCAGCCAUCCCGAAUGUGUCCUAGAGUCUGCUGAGCACUUGCCAUCCAACUUCCUGGCCCAGCCUUUGGGUGAAUCGGCCCCAGACCCUGAGAUGCACAAAUCAGGCCCACAACCUACCAAACAGAUGAGGCUCAAAAAGGCCAUUCACCUUAAGAAGCUCAAUUUUCUAAAGUCACAGAAAUCUGCAGAGCAAACAUCUGAACCCAAGUCAGAGGGCGCUUCAACAAAGAGGGUUGAAUGCGCCAGUGAAAACACUAUAGAGAAAGCUAGCAGCCAAAGUGCUGAAGAAAAAGAAAGUGAAGAACUCAUCAAUUCUGAAAGUUUUAAUUGCUUCAGUGAAGCCGAGAGGCCUGAAGACCCUGUGGCACUAGAAGACCAGUCCCAGACGCUUCAGUCCCAGAGACAAUACGCGUGUGACUUGUGUGGGAAACCUUUUAAACACCCAAGCAAUUUGGAGCUUCACAAACGGUCUCACACAGGUGAGAAACCUUUUGAAUGUAACAUUUGUGGGAAACAUUUCUCUCAGGCAGGUAACUUGCAGACUCACUUACGUCGACAUUCUGGUGAAAAACCAUACAUCUGCGAAAUCUGCGGAAAGAGGUUUGCAGCCUCUGGCGAUGUCCAGCGUCACAUAAUUAUUCACUCGGGAGAGAAGCCGCACUUGUGCGACAUCUGUGGCCGAGGGUUUAGUAACUUCAGUAAUUUGAAGGAGCACAAGAAGACACACACGGCUGAUAAAGUGUUCACCUGCGAUGAAUGCGGGAAGUCUUUCAACAUGCAGAGGAAGCUGGUGAAGCACCGAGUCCGGCACACGGGGGAGCGGCCGUACAGCUGUUCUGCCUGUGGAAAGUGUUUCGGGGGGUCGGGGGACCUCCGCCGGCACGUGCGCACACACACCGGGGAGAAGCCGUACACGUGUGACAUCUGUAACAAGUGCUUCACCCGCUCGGCCGUGCUGCGGCGGCACAAGAAGAUGCACUGCGGGGCGGACGACGCCGGCCGCGACGCCCUGGAAGAGCUCACCCACGCCGUGGACGCCUCUGACCUCGAGAAGUCUCAGGGCUCAGAUUCCUUUUCCCAGGACGUGUCUGUGACUUUGAUGCCCGUGUCUGUGAAGCUCCCCAUGCACUCGGUGGAACAUGGAGGGGCAGAAUUUGAGGGCCACUCUGCCAGCUCCUACUGUAAGUUCCGGUCCACAGCUCAGCCUCCUGGAGCCACUGACCAGGACAAGCUCGGUUUGGAUCCUGGCAAACUCGCCAAGGCCCCGGGGCAGCCCGCACAGCCUCAGGCCUUCGCCUAUUCGGCCGUGGACGCCUCCCCCGGAGACGCGCCGCUGCCGGCCGAUGGCAUGUCCGGGACCCGCGCGUCCCUGGCCGCUCUGGACAAUCACUGUGGCGACCCCCUGGGCAGCCGGGCGGCGGGCACGGCUUACAGGAACUCGGAAGGCCAGUUUUUCUCCAGCAUGACUCUGGGGGUUAGCGAUGAAGACGCUGCAGAAUGAAAACGAGCUGGACCAGUGAUGGCCGCGCGCGCUUCUCAACCUCAGCGGCUUUUUCCGAGUCCAGCAGGCGGUACCAGGGAGACAGCCAUUUCCCCUUGAAGGCGUCUAACUGGCCCCAGAACUUGGACCACGUCCCCCCUGACAUGGCUGCUAACAGGACGCCGCUGGAGCUCAGGGUUUGGGAAGAAAGGCCGGUGGGCUCAACGGGAAGCAGGCACGAGGGUGGGGGUCUUACGUCACAGAAGCCAAAAGCCUGAGAAAUCAGUUCACAGACGUCAGCUAUGGCAGAGGGCAGACUGGGGGUCAAACUACUGUACAUUUUGGUCAUGU